Messenger RNA from Pecten maximus, 8978 nucleotides. Its product is annotated as rho guanine nucleotide exchange factor 17-like. The record is from RefSeq and is a predicted model, not a curated record. The coding region runs from base 473 to 5581 and encodes 1702 amino acids. Gene Ontology annotation, molecular function: guanyl-nucleotide exchange factor activity; protein binding. Lineage: Eukaryota; Metazoa; Mollusca; Bivalvia; Pectinida; Pectinidae. The transcript has 23 exons. Gene Ontology annotation, biological process: actin cytoskeleton organization.
CGUACUCGCCUGGGAAAGUUAUCAGAUACAGACUAUAACUUCGUGCUGAAAGGGGAGAACGGGGUUACAGAAUCUCAAAAUGGCGGAGGGUUUUACCGAAGUUUAUCAAGAUGAGGUGAUAUAACGACAGGAGCAUGGUGGAGGCUAAAGAAGAGCCGAACUGUGGUCACUGUCCCAUUAGAGACCGAUGAUGACCGUUUGACCCGAGGGGUUAUCUGGACCCUACAUACCAUGUAGUGGGAUUUACCUCGCAUGGCGUUACAUGGUGAAAUUUAUUAUUAUGCAUUAGAAGUGAGUGGAAGCUAUGUUGUGUUUGUGAAACAGUGAAUCUUCCCUUCUUUGUACAUAGUGUGUAUAAUUUUUGUGGUAUUUAUCAUUAUUGUGUACAGAACAGAAGAUGCUAAUUAUUGAUGUUCAAGGAAUGUUAUUACUAGUGCUGUAUUAAAAAUUUCAUCACGUAUUGUAAAUAAAUAUGGAAGACCCGACAAUGGAGGAACAAAACGAGGCAAGCAUUGAACCAGAAACAGAACAGAAUGAUGCCAGUCUAAACCCUGAUUUAGAUCCAGGAUCUGAUCAGGAACAAGAGCUGAAGGAUGACAAAGAUCAGUUUGGUUCAAACCAGCAGGAUACAGUGGAAGAACAAGCAAGAUGUUCUGUUUCACCAAAGAUAGCCAGACCCAAACUUCCUGAAUUCACAGGUAAUGGCCGGAUUUCUAGUCAUGCUCGCUCUAAAACUGAUCCUGGAAGGGGAGGGGAAAUCAAGGCGAUCAUUGAUAAAACAAUGGAAGACAUCAAAGAACUAAAUAAAGUGGACUUUACAAUCUAUAACCGUCCAAAAGUUUUUCCUAAACCACUACAUCAAAGAUCUCAGUCCCAACAUGCGUCUCCCCGUGCCUCGCCUACCCCGAGCUCUCCUUCCAUGGAGGAGAAAGUAUCUGCACUCAACAGGAACCGUAGUCGUAGUCUUAAAGUGCUAACAGACAUGUUGAAAAGUGGGCGCGGGGGUAACGAUUUCAGAACGGGCAACAUUCCAGAUGUGGGAAAUGAAGUCAAAUCCAACAGUGACAGUCAGUUGCUUCCUCGCCGUCAGAGAGAGGGUAAGGAAUCAAGUGUUGAGCGUCGGUCGAGCUCUGAUGGUCAGUUGCAGGCUAAUCGUCAGGAUUCUUCAGGACGUGCAAUUGACGAGUCUGGAGUUCAUGAUGCUCGAACAUCAGAUAUUUAUUCCCAUCGCAGAGAAUUUGGACAAUCUGAUAGACACUCUAGUGAUCGGAGUGAACACAAGCAUAAAGGGAGCACACUUCCUCGGUAUAGACAGGAGUCGGGUAAAUUCAGGCGUGCCAAAAGUGAAGUGCGCAAAGCUGCACCAGUGUCGGACGAUGAAGGGUUAGAUGUUACAUCAGAUCAUGAAUCUGGAAGUCAUGGUUUAGUGAAACCUUUUCAUUCAAUUGACACAAACUCAAAGUUUUUUACAUUAUAUAAGACUAAUCCUUCCAAGAGAAGACCUCAUUUUAGUGGUUUUGUAAAGUCACGCUAUAAAUCUAAUUCUCAGGGCGAGGAACAGGUAACUAGGCCAGAUGAUCAAAUUGGUUCAGCUAAUAGGAGAUUCACACGCCUUGAGCUUACACCUCUCACAAGCAAGAACACCAAAAGUCGACUUUCAUCCCUCAGACAUGUGACUCACCCUCCGCAGUCCCAGACAACAUUCCGAGAGGGUGGAACAAUGGACUCAAAUGGGUUUGGCACACUUUUGAAGUCUCCAAGCACAGAGAGUCCUCCACCUUUCCCAGGAGAGGCGGAGAAAACAAGUGACCUGUCACUGACAGACAGUCAGACUGGCCAUAGUGACAGCAUGGAUGAGGCAUCGUAUGGCGAGCAGGAUGAUCAGAGCGAAACUCAGACAGAAUCCUGUGAUAACACCAGUGACGUUGAUACCAUCAAACCAGCAGAGAAAAAAGGUAAUGGGAAAACUUUAAAACAGAAAUCCAAGAGCGAUCCUAGUUCGGACAAAAGUCAAUCAAUAGAUCAGUCAGAACUGCCUCAAUUGAUUGCUGUGUCUCAAAGCACUCCUCAUUUGUCAACAGAUGGUAGCCAGGAUGCCGAUGAGGAGGUAACUCCAGAGGCUACCAUGGAUACGGACAGCCAGGAAGAGGACAAAAGACAGCGUACCCUGAGUUCUCAUGAAUCAUUUGAUGAUGGAAUGCCUCUUCAAUUUGAUACUACAUGCAGUACGGGAGGAAGUGGUAGUCCCAUGUCUUAUUCUAUAGAGGAGGAGGGAAUGUUGUCCCCAGAUAGUGAUGGCCCUCCCCCUAGUUUUGUCUCGGUGAUGUACGGGGUGACUUCUGCUCCGACCACCCCUGUCAAUCAGUCCCCUACAAAUACACUGGAACGUACAAACUAUCUCAAUGUCCCUACCAGCGUCACAAUCUCCAGCACAUCUAACAAUAAGAAGUCUAUUGGGCGAAGUGCAAGCUCUGCUAGUGUACUGCAUCGGGAACGAAAGUUCUCAGGUGGUAACAAGGAGAAGGACACUAUACGUAAACACAGUGUAACUAUUGGCGAUGAUGCCGCAGCCACAUCUAAGCCUGAGUUAUUCCCCUUGGGGGACAGCAGUAGCAUGCAGGCUCUUAGCAUGCCCAGUAUGACAUCAACGUGGAAGAAGGAGCGAGGACCCUCUAUGUCUCCAGAAAGGGACCAGUCUCUAGUCAAGGACAAACGAUACCACAUCGUUGAAGAAUUUUACCACAAUGAAAAAGAAUAUGUAGAGGCUUUGCAGAAACUUAAAGAUAAAUACAUGACCCCAUUGAAAGUGUCAAGUAAUAUAGACGAAGCAGUCGUGGAUAAUAUCUUCUACAUGAUCCCGGAGAUACUUACUCAUCACACCAUAUACCUAGACUUCCUGGAGAAUGUAUGGGCCAAGUGGGACACCAAAACCAGCACCAUAGGAAAUAUCAUCAUAGGCAUUUUUUCAAAGCAGACAGUGGUUGAUAGCUAUCUGUCGUUUGUGGAAAACUACAGAACCUCUGGAAAGGUUAUAGAAAAUGCCCUGCAGACCAAGUCAUCAGUGCAAAAGUUUCUAGAGCAAUGUCAGAGAGACAGUGGGAGUAAAUUGUCAAUGAAAGACCUUAUCGUCCGUCCUAUCCAGCGAAUUCCACGCUAUGAACUUCUCAUACAGCGUCUGAUUGAGAACACACCCCAUGACCACCCCGAUUUCCCACUACUGAAGGAGGCAGAGCGAGUGAUGCACAACUUCGCCAUCAAGCUGGGUACGGUGAAUGAGAGCCAACAUGAGGAGGACCAACAGAGCACACUCAAGAAGCUCGAGCUGCUUGUCCCGGACAUGUCCCCGUUGGUGGCACCAGACAGACAGUACCUCAAGCAUGACAUGGUUCAGAUCCUGACUAAAAAGGACCAAUGUUGUAUAUGGAUAUUUUCUGACCUGGUCAUAUUCAGCAGCGUGAAGAGGCGUGGUGGACCAGUUACCCGCAAAGUCUCUGUAAUCCUGAAAUCUCCGACUGGAAAUGAAUAUGCAGAGAACAUUAAACACAAAGUUUGGCUUCGGGUGGGACUGGACAACAUAGAAAUAGUCAAGAGUCAGAUUCCGCCCAGUAAGAAGCCUUCCCUGGACCCUGAUCAACUAGAGGAAGACAUCAACAUCCUGACGGAGAUUUCAGACAUGACCAAUAAACUUAAUUACCCACAUUCUAGUCUUGAUGAUGUCACUAAGGAGAUGCUGGCAUCUUUAAAUAAACAACUUUCUGAAGUUUGCAUACGAAGUCCAACUUUAGAUUCAAAUAAAAUGGAAAUUCUAGUCACAACACAGGAAGGAGUGUAUCCCCUGGAGAUCUGCUUUACUUCUGCUGAGAAGCGAGCCAUCUGGGAGUCAACCUUACUGGACGCUAAACAGAAAUUAUCAUUGCUCUCGGACAAGAGAGCACCUGAGUUUCAGCAGCCGUUACAAAUUACGAAGACAAGAGCUGGCAUGCAGUUUUCCUGUGCAGCCCCAAUUGACGGCCUCAACAACAGUGGUUACCGUGAUGUGUGGGUGUGUAAUAGCGAUGGAUAUGUUGGUCACAUGUGUCUGUUGAGUCUCCAGCCAGAGCCGAUCGUUACCCUGAACACACCUGUACCGGGCUGUAAUGCCCGUAUCCUGUGUAUAUGUGCGGUUCCUGCCUUCAGUGGGCCAUUUAGGAGGAAGAGCAGCUCAAAGAAAAACCUCCAUAAACACUCUGUUCCACCAGUAUCAGAGGAUGGUCCCCAGAUCAAUAUCGAGGAGGUAGACGACGCCUCAGAGCCGGAGGAAGAUACAGCCUCUGGGUAUCAGACAGACUCGGAGUCGAGUGAGGAAGAGGAAGAAGAGGAGUUAGAGGAGGAAGGAGAGAAAGGAGAAGGAGAGAAAGGGGAUGGAGAGAGAGAGUUAGAGGGGGAAGAGGAGGUACAACAAGAGAAGGAAGAAAGCAGCAGUGAGGCUGUAUUUGACAACAAACCUAAAGACUUGUACUUAGGAGAGUCGGAGGGUAAGGCAAGCCCGGUGUCUCAGCUCAUCAACCUCGACCCCUUCACCAUGACUGGUAACUGGCUGCAGGAUGCUCACAAGAGUACCAUGUGGCUGGGCACAGAGGAUGGCUGUAUACACAUAUUCCAAUGCACAGACAAUAUCAAAACUACCAAGAAUAAACUGAAGAUUCAUCACGGGUCCCCAGUCUAUUGUAUAGUAUAUUUAGACAACAAGGUGUUUGUUUCCUUAGCCAAUGGGGACUUGAUCGUGUACAAGAGAGACUCAGAUGGAAUCUGGGAUACAGAGAACCCUUACACUCGCACUGUUGGCAGUGUUAUUUCCCCUAUCAGUCGUAUGUUGGCUGUGGCAGGCAAACUCUGGUGUGGCUGUCAGAAUAUCAUGAAUGUCAUCAACCCUCUCACACUUCGAAUUGAGACAACCUUCCAGGUAACAACAGACUCGAGUCGCUGUAUCCAGUGCCUUGUGUGUGCGGGACAGGGUGUGUGGCUCGCCUCACAACACAGCUCAAAGAUCUCCCUCUAUCAUGCUACAUCCUUUGAGCCACUGCUUGAGGUCAACAUAGCUCACUCGGUGGCCCAGAAACUUCAAUCGGCUGAUGACAUCAUUCGACAACACAAGGCGGCUUGCCUGCGAAUCACAGCUUUGCUGGUGUGUAAGGACCUGCUAUGGGUGGGCACCAGUGCUGGUGUGAUCCUCACCAUACCCAUGCCCCGCAUCACGUCCACCUCCACACGUGGCUCCAUAUCCACCCCUUCAGUUACAGGUCUGGUGUUUGGUCAUACGGGACAUGUAAGGUUCCUGACCUGUGUAGAACUAACAGCUCCGUCAUCCCCAACGACACCCAAACCCCGAACUGAAGAUGAGGAAAUGGAGGAUAAACCAGAAAAUCUCGCAAUUCAUGACAUUCACCGCCGAUCUUCAAUGGCGGCCACAACAGCUACCAUGGCAACAAGGAUGCUGGUCAUAAGUGGUGGAGACGGAUAUGAAGACUUUCGCAAUAAUUCAACCAAUGAAGUUGCAGGACGUGAUGAUAGCACCAACCACUUGUUACUAUGGCAGGUGUAAAUUGGAUAUGUUUGGUGGAAUACUGACAUUUAGUAAUGAUAAUUAUUAUACCGUUACUUGUGUUAAACAUAAGAAACUAGUAUUGUGAUUUCUGGAGCACGUGAUUUACGACAUUUGGAGGUCAUUGUUUUACAAGUGUGAAUGAGGACUGCCAGAGAGAUGAUGGAGCAAUUUUACUUCUGUUCUUACAUUCUGUUCUAGUUAUAACCUUACAGUACAUCUGUAUUUGUGAUAUUGAGAUCCUCAACAGUCUGCCUUGUUAAAUUUGUUGUUGUGAGCUGUGACAUUUCUGGAGAAAAGGCGUCUCAUCACUAACUCUACAAUCAAUUAUUUUAUGUAAUGAAGAGGGCUGUGAAAUACAAGACUUAGUGUUAUAUUACUGGAGCGUAGCAGAGAGGUACAAAUCAAAACUCUCACCAACAAUACUCUAUUUCAGAUGUUGUGAUUAAUAUUUGUUUGUGUAAUGAUGUUGUAAAAUUGAUAAACAACAUUCUUGAAGCUGCAAGCUACAUUUGACGCUUCAUGACAACAUGAUACUGAUGUGUAAAUUAAAGAGGUGCUUAUUCAGGGAUGAAGGUAGCUUAAGUGGUGCUUUAGCCAAAAGGUAAUAUUUGCAUUUAGUAGUAUUAUUUUAAUUGAAUAUGGUUGUUUUAAUGCAAUUUGGCAGAAUGUCAUGCAAUGAAAAAGGUGCUAGGAUUUUAAACUAUGCAUUAUAUGUGAAAUAGAGAUCAACCCAUGCAUUAUUUUAAAUUUUUAUUACAAUUUUGUCAUGAAGUCAAAUUUCAUUUUAUUAUAAAUGUAAUUUUAGCUUGUCUAACAUUGAAGUUUUCGCAUGGUCAAAUAGAAGUCAAGUCAGAAUUUAUUAAAAAUCAAAACUAGUUUUAACUCUGCUAUUUUUUCUAAUAUUUUUUAGAUUGGUGAGCUAUGUUCUCUUGAGAACUCUUAUUUUCUUGACAGAAAUGCGGAUCUAGGUGAUUGUUUAAAAAAAAAAUGUACAUGAUCAGGUACAGUUUUCGGAAGUACGACUCUAGAUUAUUUCUAGACUUUAUUCCAGUUAUUCUUUAAGAAUCUGUGUUGAUAUUGAAAUGUAACAAAUUCAGUACGUUCAAUCUUAUUAUCCACUUAAUUCCUUCUGCAAUUCAGAAUCUAUGACUACUACACCUAAGUAGCUAUCGUUAAACUGACUACAAUAAUUGAGCCUAAUAUGAGAAUCUAUGACUACUACACCUAAGUAGCUAUCGUUAAUUUGACUACAGUUAUUGAGCCUAAUAUGUGAACCUAUGACUACUACACUUAAGUAGCCUACCGACUACUCUUUUAGAAUGAUUCUUACAACUGUCUGUAGUGGACCAAGUCAGGAUAAGUGUAAAGGGGGGUACGAAAUGUAUAUGACAUAUGUAACAAAACAUAUACCAGUUCUUACGGUACAAAACAAGUCAAUUUUAAUCCUCUAUUUUAAUAUGCAUUUAUUUCAAAUCAUGUGCAUAUGUUUCACACAUGUUUUAACUUAAUUGUAGUGGAACACAUCAAAUUGUAUUGAAAUAUAUUUUUUAUCAUGAUAUGUACCAUUUCAUGAUUGAAGUACUUUGACCUCAUAUUCUGAAAUAUUUUAAAGGUUGUCUCCCUUUGACACAGGUUAAAACAUUAUUCAUUAUAUGAUAAAGGAUAUCAAAUAAGACAAGAAAUAUUCACAAGAAAAAAUGAUUGAAUUGAAUGGAUAACCUUAUAAGUUAAUUGACUUUAAAUCAUGAUAAUUAUUUCAACAUAGAUGCAUUUUCCGAUUUCUGAUAGAUGCCAUACUUUCAUCUUUGGUUACCCAUGUAUGCCAUUCAAUAUUUUCAGGGUUAUCAUUUUUGUUUAAAAAUGUCUUCCUCUAUUGAUAAUUUUCUUUAUGAUAUUAUUCAAGAACUUUAAGCCUUAAUUAUGUGUUUUACCAAAUUUGGUAGUGCCUUAACUGUACAACAGGCCUAGAUUAGCCAUGGAAGGAUUAUACUGAACAGGUUGUUAUUUUGAUGCUCUUUUUUCUGUUUUUGAAGAUGAAUAUAAUUAAUUGCAAAAACUUGAUAUCUUUAACACACAGGAUUCCCGACAUUUCCUCACAAAAAUGUCAUCUGUUUAAAUUGAUAUAACUACAUAAUGUGUAAUGGAAAAAAUGUAUUAAACUUGAAUUUUACCUUGAACAUAUACCACAAGAAAUCCAAUUUCUUUACGUUAAACAUCAAUAUGUAACCAUUGCUUUGAAUGAGUCAGCAGAAAAAAAAUCAUCAUUAUCUCCUUAAUUAUGAAUAUGACAAUGAAAACAAACAAUGUUAAGUAUUUUUUAAUUAAUUUAUUGAAUUUGAGAGUCGUUUUCCUGAAAACUUAACAGAAUUUUUUCAUAUGACUAAUGUAGAUCCUAUGACUUUAAUUAAAAUAAAAAGAUCAAUAGAAAAAUUAUGAUUUGAUUAAUAAAAAUAUAUCUUUUUGUCUUCAACUUCAGGUGAAACUGAAAAUUCUAACCAUGGAAAUAAAUGGCCUUUUAAUAUGGUAUACAACCUAUUAGGUGGUUUAACAAGGUUACCUCAUUUUACUUGGAAUCAGCAUUUUGUAGAAGUUAACUAACAUAGUAUACUGGACAUUUUCAGACUAAUUUUCAUCACAUUCUAGGAGCAAAAAUCUUUAAUUUCAAGCACAAGUUUCAUACAACAUGAUCUAAACUGCCAUUGUUUGAUUUUAUUAUUACAACGCUUUACAUAGUGAUCUGAUGUUUUAUUAUUUUAUAUCAUUAUUAUUUUGUUUUUAUUUCUGUUGUAUAUUUUGUACAUAUUAAGUCAUUCUGAAUGUGAUCAAAAUGUUAUGCUGUAUUAGGGAUAUAUAUAACUUAUGUACAUAGAUACAAAUGUAUAACAAAAUUAUUUAUGAAUUGUAUAUAAAUGGGAUGCACCCUUUUUCAAUUUAAAGAAAUAUAUGAUUGAUGACAUUUGAUUACCUUGUAUAGUGCUUGAUUUAUGAGCUAUUUAUCAGAAGUUUUAACAUGCUUUUCUAGUCUAGCUUUGUACAUAUAUGUAUAUAUAUUUGUGUUCCAAUUUAGGCACAAAAAAGAAAUGUGAAUUGUUUUUCUGUAUUUAUGCAAGUUUGGCAGUAGUCUAUUAACCCUGGAGGUGACGAUGACUAAACGUAGAUUAAGUGAUCUGUGUUCAGAGAGUGAUUGCCUGACACCUACACACCAGAUGUUGACGAGAUCUGAUUUCAAAUCACGUUCGGAGUGUGGCAAUAAAGUGAUGUUUCAGUACUGUGUAGACAAAUUGUAUAAAUAUGUUUGUGUGUCCCUAAAAAACCAAGUAGCAUACAGGUCAUAUCUCCUCAGUACAACAUACAGGUCUUUCUCCCCAGUACAACAUACAGGUCUUUCUCCCCA